AGACACCCCUCGGCCUGCCAGCCCAGCCCGCAGCUCACCGAUGUCAAUGUGUCCAUCCUUGUUGACAUCCAGCUGAUCAAACAUUUCAGCCCAGCGCUUCUGUCUCUCUUGGUCUGGAGCUGAGGGGUCCUCAUCCUGCCUCUCCUGGUCUGGACCUGAGGAGUCCUCAUUCUGCCUCUCCUGGUCUGGAGCCGAGGGGUCCCCAUCCUGCCUCUCCUGGUCUGGAGCCGAGGGGUCCUCAUCCUGGCAGUGCGCCUGCUGGAGCCAGGUCCAUCGGGGUCCCAUGGCUGCUGCCAAUCACCUGAGGGAAAUAGUGGCAUCAAGUGAAACACUCCAGUCUGUCUUGAGACACACCAAAGCUCUGACAAGCUUUAAGACAAUUCAAUAAAUGUAGAAAUAAAUUGCAUAGAUAUGCUCUUAUAACAGGUCCAAUGUAGUUAGGUGAGGGGUUUCUGAUUCUAGUGAAAAGAGACCCAAAUCCUCUUUAUGGUUAGUUAGCAUAACAGGACAUGUUGUCCCAGUUUACUGCCCAAUAAUCUAUUUAUUUCUUUUCAUAUACAUGCCAAACAUCAUUUUUAGUUGUCUCUGGCUUCACCGGGAUAGCGAUAAUAAUUUCAGGGAGAAAUUGGUUUAUGACAGACACAGUGGCUCAAACGGGAGGACUAUAACAGGAUAAUCCAAGACGAAGAUAACCAGCUAGCAUACCGACAUAUUAAAAUCCGUCUUAAAAUUGAUCUUCGCACUGUUAUGGACGCUGCUUUGGUCAGAUAGUAAAUUCUCGCAGGACCAUUUUGUUUCUCACUCACUGUGUUUAUCUUCACGCAGACCCGCCGUCCAUGCUGGGAUGAGGAGGAACCAACGAGUCCAGCGUUGGGAUUAAUUAAUUUAUAAUCUGUCUUGAAAUCGGAUUUGACACCGAGCUAGCGUCCCUUAGUUGACUCUUAGUAAGAUCCUCUGGGCUCACCGAUAUUUACUACUGCUCCGUCUUGUAGAGCCCACCGUGUUGUCUUAGCGAGGAAGCAGGAAGCGAAGCCUGCAGAGGGCUGUGUGUGUGUGUGUAUGUUAGAGUGUGUGCAGCCUUCUGGGUGUGUGUUGACAUGCUGAGACACUGCCCCUCACAUACUGGGUUUAAACAGCCGGAUAUUUAUCACUUUGGGAGAUUAUGUGGUUUGUUUGGCUGGAAAACAUUGACGGAUUUUCAAAAAGGGCUGUGGUGUGGGAUUUCUGAUCUUGUCCUUUAUAGGCUAUCCUACAUGUGUCCAAUAGUUUUUCCCCUUAAUAUUUAAAGCUGCUGUCAGGAACUAUUGGUUUGCUUGUUGAUUUUGGUGUCCCUUGUGGAUAAAGUGCUUCAUAUCUCUUGUCUUGUAUAGGGUAGUGUUUUCAAACAAAAACCUUAUCCUGUGAAAUAUAUACAGUGAAAUAUAUCUCUUAUAGGGGAGAGUGGGGUCAGUUGAGCCACCCCCUGUUGCUUGGAAAUGGUAAAAGAAAUUGAUCAUGUGACCAAAUAUUUAGGAGAUGGGCAUCAAUUCAUGGAGUCUGUGUAGGUUGUAAGCACAUGGGCAAAUGGGUAAGAGAUUUAUUUCCAAAAAAACAUUUUCACUCUUGGAAGUGAAUUUAGUCCGUCAUAAGUUUUAUUAGAAUUGUGUUCAGACCAAAAAAAGAUCAUUUAAAUUUGUUUUAUACAUCGCUAAUAAAGUCAUCAUAGUAGUUCUGGGGUAAAUUGAACCAGUAGCUCAACUGAGAAAGUAAAGGAGUCUGAUGAGAGGAUCAGAGUUUCAGUUCAGAUUGUUGAAAUGUGUUACUUUGUCUUUUCAGAAAUACAGCUGUGAAUGUUCUGAAUCACUUAAAGACAUUCUCAUGUUAAAAUGUUUCUUUACAAAACAGAUUUUUAGCAGUUAUAUGCAAUAAUAAUAAUAAAAAGAAUUAUUGUACCAGCUGAAAAGCGUUUAGUAGAUAAAAAUACACAUGAAUGUGAAGAAGUGACUGUUAUUUAGGGAGAGAGAAGGUGAGGGAGGGCUGGGGUGGAGAGUAGGGGCGUAGUAGGGAUACGGCUCAACUUACCCCGCUCCUAUGGUCAACUUACCCCAUACACAGGGUAAAUUGACCAUAGGAGACCACUUUUUUUGGCAUGCUAUAUUAUCAAGACAGUUAUGUUUACACUCAUUUUGAUGGUUUGCAGGGAUGCACAUCUUGAAAUAUACGCAGAUACACUAGUUACAGACAAAACUAUGAUUGCCUUAAUUUAGUGAUUCGAAAUAUUAAAAAUGGCUCAUCUUACCCCACUCCCCUCUGUGCCAUAAACAGUAAAGAAGGCUGUUUCGCCUGCUGUCAAUUCUCUCUACCUGUGGCCUGCUCUACUCCCUAUUGAAAAUGGAUGGAAAUGGAGAUUUGAGGUAUCAUAUGGAUUCGGAGACGCAUCACACAAUGAACACUGGCAAAAUGUUGAGCAAAGUUUGUUAUUUUCUUUGGCUGUUGUUUUUUUCUUCCAUAGCAGGAUAUUUUAGCAACUGAUAAAAAUAAAAAUAAAAACAAUGAAUCAGAAAAAUUAGGGGUAAAUACAGAGGAAGAAAUCUUUGCUAUUAAAAAAAAUCAUUCAAUCAUUCUACCCUGCAGCUUUACAACUCCUCAGAGAUGAUGGAUCUCUUCAGCCCACCUGCCCUCAUCACACUAUUCUCUUGUGAUAAAAACUGUAAAGACCGUUCAAGGUUGUGUCCAUGACUCGCUGUUGGGACUAUCAGUGACCCUUAACCGUAUGCACACAUGAACACACUGGAACUUCCCUCUCGUUAAUUUCCUAUUAUAUUCUAGACUGGCUUUAAGUUACCUGUUGAAAGGCCUACAUGGCUUUUCACACGCACACCACCUCUUACCAGCUGCUGUUUUCACACCUGCUGGUCUGGGAGAAUAGAAAGAGGACUCAGACAGUAAACAGGUAGACUAUAUAAGGGCAGCACACUGCUGGUAGUUUAGGAGGUAGACUGACUGAGAAAACAGAUCUGAUAUACAGUAGUUGAAUCACUUUUUCCUCUUUGCAGGUUUUCUUGAAGAAAAGUCAUCGAUGUGUAAGGGACUCUCCUCCCUGCCUUCCUCAUGCCUGGAGAAGUAAGUUUCUGACUGAAUCAUUUUGUUUUCUUUACAGAUAAUGUUGUUUGAAAUGUUUAGUCCAAAAGUUUUUCUUCAAGUGAUUCUGUAUGUCUUCAUCAGGGCAAAGGGCAUGAGGGUAAAGUUAAGCCACCUGGCUGACACACACCACAAACUAAGGUAAACCUGCUGAAACAAUAUCAAACAAAAGAAAUCAAUCCAACAGUCUGCCAUUUAUCAGAGAGAAGCUGAAAGUGCUCUUUUUCUGUCUCUGUUCACAGGAUUCAUGAUGGAAAAGCUCCACAGGACCUGGAAACUCUACUUAAUAACAAAAGUAAGAAGAAGAAAGCUUUCCCUUCUCUUUUCUUUUGGUUAAAAGUCAAUUUAUUAUCUUACCAACACAGCUCUUAAAUACAUUUGAACAGGUGACAGCAGAGACACCCCUGGAGGUGCUCACUUAAAUAUCUAAAUCGAGCCAAUUUCAUUGAUUUGUUGACAAAUCCUCAUACUGGUUUACUUUCACACACUGUCACUGCUUACCUGGACACCUGAAUAGAACCUCAUUUAUGCAAAACUAAAUACCUAUGUUUACUGUAUAUACUGUAUGAAUAAUAUGUAGAUGUAUAUAUAUGUAAUGUAUCAUUAUUUUUUAAGUAAGUGCUUACUUAUUAAGUGCUUACUGGUACACUUGAAGGUUUAUAUGAAGAAUGGUGCUUGUGCUUGAAGAGAUUAUUUUUCUGACCAUUGACUAUAGUUUGUAAAAUGGAGCUGUUAUCCAUGUAUUCAUAUUGUUUCCAUGAAUAAUGACAGCUGGUAAUGAAUUAUUAUUCUCAUUCAUUAUUGGCUCUGGUUCGUAAGGAAGGGGCAGAACCGGAUAAGCUCUUUGCUUUAUUCUCUUCCUUCUCAAACUGGUCGUUGUUGACAUACAUAUGUGUACAUUUAUUUGAUGGACAUGUACAGUUGUUUGGUGUCCUUAAGUUAGACUUCUGAAUAGGUGGAGUAUCAUCCAGCCCAAAAACACACAGGACUUUUUCAUAUUAGCUCUUUCUGGUUCGUCUCAUCUCUCCACCUCUUGAAUUAUUCUGUCUUAAAGUUGGUCUGCAGGUGUUUCGUGGUUUCCUCCGCUCAGAGUUCAGUGAGGAGAACCUGGAGUUCUGGUUAGCCUGUGAGGACUACAGGGUUUCUCCUUCACACCUGCAGAAGACCAAGGGUGGCAACAUCUACAGCCAGUUCAUCAACCCUGAUUCCCCUCAGGAGGUCAGUGGAGAACCAACACAAACAAACAUUAAAUUAGAUUUGGUGAUAGAUGCAGUCAAGAUUUUAAGCUCCUAUUGUCCAUUUUUUUCCUCAGGUAAACCUGGAUGCUGAGACCCGGGAGGCUCUGCUGUGUGUGAUGGACUCCCUGUGUGCCGACACAUUCAACACCGCUCAACAGAGAAUCUUUCAUUUGAUGGCCAAAGACUCGUUCCCCAGGUUCCUGCGCUCCAUUCAACGCACAGACGUCAUCAAAGCUAUCUAAGCACGCUGUUUAUCACUCUAGACCUGUUUUGAAAGCAAGUGCUUAUGAAUCUAUACAGCUAGACGUGUUGAUUGUAUUUUACCAGUUACUUUAGCAAGAAGCCAGUUUUAGUGUUACUGUCCCCUUAAAAGCCAUAGUGCAUGUUAUUGUAUCAGGUUAAGAUGGUUUGUUCGAUGGUUUAGAAGCUUCUUAAAGACCUGAUGUGAAAUCUGUGUUAGACUGCAUCUCUGAAUUGCAAGUGUUACAGUAUGCACAGGUAUAAAAUAAAGACAGCAGAAAAUACAACUUCUUUUGUGGUAUUUAAUAACAUCAGACUUAUUCAAUAAACACACUGAAU
This is a messenger RNA of Xyrichtys novacula (pearly razorfish), 4937 nucleotides long. NCBI's taxonomy places the organism in Eukaryota, Metazoa, Chordata, Actinopteri, Labriformes, Labridae. The record is from the annotation of a GenBank genome assembly.